This is a messenger RNA of Cetraspora pellucida, 3999 nucleotides long. The record is from the annotation of a GenBank genome assembly. Lineage: Eukaryota; Fungi; Glomeromycota; Glomeromycetes; Diversisporales; Gigasporaceae.
AUGUCGUACAACAAUGAUGGUUAUUAUCAGCCACCUUACUCUUCGGCAUCUUCAAUGCAGACACCAACUCGUACUCCACCACCGAUAGUCGAUGCUCCAACAAACCCUUCAACAGCUAUAUUCAAUGCUAUAUUACAUGACAAUGUAGGAUUAGUUAGAUCAAUUUUGAACCAAACACAUUAUGAUCUUAAUAAUCUUAGGAACAAAGAUGGAAAAACUCCUCUUAUGGUGGCUGCCUGUGAGAAUUGUCCUCAUGUUACUAGGUUUCUAUGUAAACUAGACAAUUUAAUAAUUGACUUUCAAAACAAUGAUGGUGAUUCAGCAUUGCACCAAGCAUCUGCUGCAGGAAAAGUUGAAAUCGUUGAAAUAUUGAUUAAUGCAAACGCGUGUGUCGAUUUGUGUAAUAAUGAAAAUAUCACUCCGCUUAUUGUCGCCGCUUAUAAUGGUCACGCUGACGUUUGUCAAGUUCUUAUUGAUCUCGGUAAUGCAAAUGUCAAUUCCCAAGAUAAUUCACGUAAAUCAGCUUUAACCUUAGCAGCUUAUGAAGGACAUAUGGAAGUUAUCAAACUUUUAUUGUCUCGAGGGGCCGAUGUCAACAUUAUAGACGAGUAUGGUUGGACACCUUUGAUGCUUGCGGCGUUUUCAGGUCGUUCAAAUGUGUGUCAUUUAUUGUUAGAAAAUAAUGCUAACAGGCAUAUUACUGCAAAAAACGGUAAAACUGCUGUUGUUCUUGCAAGAGAAGCUGGUCAUCAUGGUACUGCGGAUUGCAUAGAAAAUUAUGUUUCCGGUGUCCCUCUACCUCUACCAAGUAGAAUCCAAGCUCCUCCAUCAAAUAUUGCUCCAAAGGACUCAUCUGAUCCAGUACCAUAUUCUGCUCCAUAUGCAAAAAGCGAUUACUUCCAUAUUCCAAUACCAAGUGUGGAAGACCCUUAUUCAUCACCAAGAGGAUUUAUGAUGCCCCUUGAACGCAGAGAUACUAGAAGAUCCCUUCAGCCUAAAAAUUCUAGCCGUCGCAAAACACUGUAUGUUAAUGUAGACGUAAAUUCUACUGGAGAUAAAGUGCCACAUAUCACCACAGCACCUCAUGUAAGAAAAGACAUGGCUCCUAGAGAUAAGAAAACUUUAUGGGUUUACUUCUCUUGGGCUGUCACUGCAUGUUGUAUAGGUCCUUUUUUGUCAGCAUGUUGCCGAAUGAAAGACCCUAAUACUCGUCAGGCGUGGCGUGAAAAAGUAGCAUUGUGUUUCAUUAUUUUAUGUAUCUCCUUAUUUAUGGGAUUUUUGACAUUCGGAUUUUCACAAUUUGCGUGUCAAAUACAACGUCCUCUCUAUCCACAAGAGAUCCUUAGACUUUACGGUCCUGAUGCACCAGGCAUGAAAGUACAUAUUGUCCGUGGUCGACUUUAUAAUACUGGUGUUUAUUUCUCUAGUGGUAGCCAUCGUCCAAUCUUCCCUUUUAAUGAUUCGGAUUUAUUUCCACUUGUCUCUGAAAGGUUUGGAAAAGAUAUUUCGGACUACUUUCCACCGGAUAAUCAAGCUUUAGGAUGCAAUAUUAUUCCAGUAAAUAAUGGUAGCAUUUGCGAUUUAGCUAUUAAAACCGGUGACAAUAGAUAUCAUUGUCACACCUCUCCCGCUUCAAAUGAAGUAUUAAAAAAUUUAGAUUUAAACCUUUUCGUUGGGUAUACGUGGGAUAAUAUCAGUAAUACUAAAAAUAACUUGUUUGUAUAUAACGAGAACGUCUAUGAUUUGAGCGCAUAUUUAAAUUUACAAUCAGACAAUCAGUGGUUUGGUAGUAAUGCGACCGCUUGGCUUUUAAGUCUUGUGGGCCGUGAUGCUACAAUGGAUAUAAUUCGUACCCAAAAAACCAAAGGUAUUGCUAAAUGCUUUGACCAUUUUUUAGUGGGUAAAAUUGAUGGUACAACUAUAGGAUGUGUAGCAACAAGUUCAAUUUUACUUAUGAUGACCAUUAUUUUUAUCAGUAUUACUUUGAUCAAGUUCUUAUCUGCCGUAGCUUUCGAUUGGUUUUUAUCAUGGCAAUUGGGUAAAAUAUCAAAGGUGCCAAAACCGGACGAUGAUAUUACACAUAUAUUAUUAUUGGUUACAUGCUAUUCAGAAGGCGAACAAUCAAUGCGCACCACACUUGACUCCUUAGCUGAAACCGAUUACUCUGAUAAACACAAAUUACUAUUCGUAAUUGCUGAUGGUAAUAUCACUGGUUCAGAUAAUGACAAACCGACACCACAAAUUUGUAAAGAUUUGUUAGAACCUUUUGAUCCAACUGCACCUGCACCAGAACCUAAAUCUUAUCAUGCUAUUGGUGACGGAUUAAGACAACACAAUAUGGCAGAAGUUAGUAUAGGGUACUAUGUUGCUGGCACCCAUCGUGUUCCCAUGUGUUUAGUAAAUAAAAUUGGAACCGAACUAGAAAGGAAAGGUCCUAAAGCUGGUAACCGUGGAAAGCGCGAUUCUCAAUUAAUAUUAAUGAAAUGGCUUAGUCAUAUUUGCUUUGAUGAACGUUUGACACCUUUGGAAUUUGAAUUGUUCGAAAAAGUUCGUACUCUGACCGGCGUAACACCUAACGCAUACGAAAUGGUUCUUAUGGUGGAUGCGGAUACGUCCGUUAAAUCUGAUAGCGUUAGUCACAUGGUUGCAGCUAUGGAACGUGACCCAAAAGUUAUGGGACUUUGUGGUGAAACAAAGAUUGCAAAUAAAUCUACUAGUUGGGUUACCAUGAUUCAAGUAUUUGAAUAUUAUAUUUCGCAUCAUCUAGGGAAAUCCUUUGAAUCGAUUUUUGGUGGUGUUACUUGUUUGCCUGGAUGUUUCUGCAUGUACCGUAUCAAAGUGCCAAAGUAUGAUGGUCACAUGGUACCAAUCCUUGCGAAUCCAGAUAUUGUAGAAGUAUAUUCUUCAAAUAACGUAGAAACGUUACAUCAAAAAAAUUUACUACUUCUUGGAGAAGAUCGUUAUCUUACAACCUUAAUGUUACGAACAUUCCCAAAACGAAAGAUGAUAUAUGUACCCAGCGCUAUAUGUAAAACUGUAGUACCAGAUAGUUUCAAAGUUUUACUAUCACAACGCCGACGAUGGAUUAAUUCAACACUACAUAAUUUAAUGGAACUUAUUUUGGUACCACAACUUUGUGGUAUAUUUUGUUGUUCUAUGCAGUUUGUAAUUUUCUUGGAAUUGGUUGGAACUGUAGUAUUACCUUCAUCACUCUUGUUUAUGAUAUAUUUGGCUUUUUCAGCUAUGCGUGGUAGUGACGUAUCAGUGCCCCUUAUAUUUAUAGCAUCCACAUAUUUUUUACAAGCUUUUUUGAUAAUUUUUACGUCACACCGACCUGUGUACAUUAUGUGGAUGAUCGUAUUCAUACUUGCUACACCUAUAUGGUAUUUCAUAUUGCCAUUAUAUGCAUUUUGGCAUUUCGAUGAUUUUUCAUGGGGAGCAACUCGCAAAAUCACAGGUGAGGAUAAUGGGCAUGGCGGUAAUGAUUUUGAUCAAUUUGACUCUGCUAAAAUUCCGAUGAAAAAAUGGGCCCAAUGGAAAGCCGAGCAAAUGAACAUAAGUGAAAAAAUAAUAGUUGAUGAGUACAGAAUUAAUAGAAAUAAUAACAAUAAAGGACUUACAACACCACAAAAGGUUCCCUUAUCUGAAAGACAUAAUCAAAUGAACAAUUUACCACCUGGUGAAAAUAACGGGGAAACUACGAAACAAACUUCACGUGAUUAUAAGUAUACUGGUAGAAAACCAGUUGGUGAACUACAGCCUUCAAAUGGACAUAGAUUUGAUAGCAGGAGGCCAGUUGGUGGACCAUCACAAGCUAUAGCAUUUUCAUCUAGUGAUGUGUCACAAAAUAUAGCUCCAUCACCAGGCCAUAAUGGGUCUCAGUCUAGGUCACUGCCUAGAGUACCUUUAUCUAGAACAAAUUUUGAAACGAAUGGAAAGCCUAUUGGACCUAGGUCACCUGAAUCCAAUAAAAGUUAUGGUGACCCAAGUAUAGUUUAA